Messenger RNA from Lactuca sativa (garden lettuce), 771 nucleotides. NCBI's taxonomy places the organism in Eukaryota, Viridiplantae, Streptophyta, Magnoliopsida, Asterales, Asteraceae. The record is from RefSeq and is a predicted model, not a curated record.
AUGGGGAUUAUCGAAUAUUGGGAUCUUGCUACACUUCAGUUCCCUGAAAGUGGGGUUAAUUCCAAGUUGAAAAGUGAUACUGAUUUGUUUGCGAUUGUCAAAAGUAAAACUGCUAUUUCUACUAUUGAGGUAAGUCCAGAUGGCAAACAAUUUGCAAUCACAUCACCAGAUCGAAGAAUACGUAUAUUUUGGUAUAGAACUGGUAAACUAAGACGUGUCUAUGAUGAAUCACUUGAGAAUGCUCAAGAUCUUCAAAGAAGCGAUGUUCCUUUGUAUCGAUUAGAAGCUAUUGAUUUUGGGAGAAGAAUGGCAGUUGAAAGAGAAAUUGAAAAAACAGAAAAUGUCCUACAACCAAAUGCACUAUUUGAUGAAAGCUCUAAUUUCAUUAUUUAUCCAACUCUCCUUGGUAUUAAAAUUGUAAAUCUGCACACAAACAAAGUUUCCAGAAUAUUAGGGAAGGUGGAAAAUAAUGAUAGGUUUUUAAGAAUUGCUUUGUAUCAAGGUGAUCAAAGCAGUAAAAAAGUGCGAAAAAUUCCUGCUGCUGCUGUAAAUGUGAAUGAAAGCAAAGAUCCCAUGACAGAUCCUACUUUGUUAUGCUGUGCUUUUAAGAAACACAGAAUCUAUUUGUUCAGCCGAAGAGAACCAGAGGAACCUGAUGAUGCAACCAAGGGUAGGGAUGUCUUUAAUGAAAAGCCUCCUCCUGAUGAACUUAUGGCUGCAUCAGAUAUUGGAAAGUCUGUUACAACAUCUCUUCCAGAAAAUGUGCUCUAG